AUGAAUCAUUUGCCGUUCCUGCCUCCAAGACUGGAUUCUGUUGACAUGCAGUCUUCUAGAAUUCCAGGUCGAAAAAGAGGAAGACCUCCGCUCCAUUCCAGCCCUAUGAAAAUGGCAGUUCAUAAUCUUUACUCUUCAUCUCCCGGUUCUCUGCCAGCUGUGAAAAUCCCCAAGAAGCGAGGGCGAAAACCAGGAUAUAAGCUGAAAUCUCGUGUUCUAAUGACUCCUUUAGCAAUCUCCCCACCAAGAAGCACCCCAGAACCUGACAUCAGUUCAAUCCCCCAGGAUGCGGCUACAAUCCCCAACUCGGCAGCACCGCAAGCCCUCACAGUCUGCCUUUAUGUCAACAAGCAAGCGAAUGUGGGGCCGUACCUUGAGCGAAAGAGAGUACAGCAACUCCCAGAUCAUUUUGGACCUGAACGACCUUCCAUAGUGCUACAGCAGACAGUUCAGGCAUGCAUUGAUUGUGCCCACCAGCAAAAGACUGUCUUCUCGCUUGUCAAGCAGGGCUAUGGCGCUGAAAUGGUGUCAGUUUCUGCCUCUUUUGAAGGAAAACAGCACCUCUUGAGUCUCCCAGUUGUGAACAGUAUUGGUUACGUUUUGCGAUUCCUCAAAAAGCUUUGCCGUAACUUAUUAUGUGACAAUCUUUUUAGCAAUCAGCCUUUUCCACAAUAUAACACUUCUGAAAACCCAGAAGGGUAUGAAAAUGGACAGAUGGAAUCAGAAACAGUUAUACCUGAAGAUUAUCUGGUUGAUCCACUGGCUACAAAGCAUUACAGCAUCGAUCCCUCGGAUUCAGCAUUUAAUUGCAUGGGAUCAUUGUACUCUAUGAGACAGAGUUCUGGAGAGGGACGGCACGGUGGAGGGUCCUCUUCCUCCUGCAGUCAUCGCUCUGCUCAAGUGGCUUCGGGAGGCCCAUCAACCGCUACCCUGAGGCAUCAAACAUCAAGCCCAACCAGAAACGGAACCAUUCUGGAAGGAAACAGAAAUGCCUCCAGUCCAUCUCCAGAAAGACAGGAUGCCACAAGACCCACAAGCAAAAAUCCUUUGACCUGGACUGUUGAUGAUGUGGUAUGGUUUGUUAAAGAUGCGGAUCCUCAUGCUUUAGGACCUCACGUGGAACUCUUCAGGAAACACGAGAUUGAUGGCAAUGCUCUCUUGCUACUGAAAAGCGACAUGAUCAUGAAAUAUUUGGGUCUGAAGCUGGGACCGGCACUCAAACUCUGUUAUCACAUCGAUAAAUUGAAACAAGCCAAGUUCUGA
Thamnophis elegans (Western terrestrial garter snake) is the source of this 1263-nucleotide messenger RNA. It is a transcript of the gene SCML4, whose product is annotated as Scm polycomb group protein like 4. Gene Ontology annotation, molecular function: protein binding. The transcript has 7 exons. Lineage: Eukaryota; Metazoa; Chordata; Lepidosauria; Squamata; Natricidae. The record is from RefSeq and is a predicted model, not a curated record. Bases 1 to 1263 code for a protein of 420 amino acids.